This is a messenger RNA of Haliotis rufescens (red abalone), 1687 nucleotides long. Its product is annotated as arylsulfatase B-like. The record is from RefSeq and is a predicted model, not a curated record. The coding region runs from base 63 to 1649 and encodes 528 amino acids. The transcript is spliced from 13 exons. NCBI's taxonomy places the organism in Eukaryota, Metazoa, Mollusca, Gastropoda, Lepetellida, Haliotidae.
AUUAGUUUAAAGGUUCCUACUUUAUGAGUUAGGUUUCAAAAUACGUGCAAAUCUCAGAAACAAUGUACUUGAACAUGAAGGUCAAAGUGGAGGAACAGAUAGGAUUAACCAGUCUAGUCUGUGACACUGAAAGGUCGAGAUAUUGGAAGACUGAGCCUACGGUCUCAUUUUGGUUAAAGUUAAACGUGAUGGAGGUUCAUCAUUUCUUUGCUCUGUCACUGUUUUUCAUGUCAUUCUCAUCCGCUCAGCGUCCGAACAUUGUGUUUAUUGUGGCAGAUGACCUAGGCUGGCAUGAUGUUGGUUUCCGGAAUCCUGACAUGAAGACCCCGAACAUCGACAAACUGGCCACAGAGGGAAUCAUCUUCGAAAAUGCAUAUGUCCAGCCUCUGUGCAGCCCAUCCCGUGCAGCCUUUAUGAGUGGAAUGUUUCCAUUCCACGUAGGCAUGCAGCAUAGGACAGUGUUCCCUGACCAAGCGGUGUGUGUACCCCUCAACUAUACAUUCCUCCCCCAAGAACUAAAGAAACUCGGCUAUGCUACGCACAUGAUUGGAAAGUGGCACCUUGGUUUCUGCAAGUGGGAGUGCACACCAACGUACCGAGGCUUCGAUACUUACUUUGGUUAUUAUACUGCGUAUGAAGACUACUUCAAUCACACUGUUAGUCCGUAUGGGGGGCGUACAUCUGGGACGUACUUAGACUACAGGGACAACAAGCUUCCUGCUAGAAACUAUUCUGGAGAAUAUUCCACUUUCACAUUCACCCAGAGAGCCGUUGACGUCAUCAAUCGACAUGAUGUUUCACAGCCACUGUUCAUGUACCUCCCUUAUCAGAAUGUACACGCUCCUAUUGAGGUGCCCAAGAAGUAUGAGGAUAUGUAUCCAAAUGUGAUAAACAGCGGGCGAAGAACGUUGAGCGGAAUGGUGUCUGCCCUGGAUGAGGCAGUGGGUAAUGUUACCCAGGCCCUGAAGGAUCGGGGCUUGUUUAAUAAUACUCUGAUUCUAUUUACCACAGAUAAUGGAGGCCAGCUCGACGCGUUUUCCAGCAACUGGCCUCUGAGAGGAGGGAAAUUCACGAUCUGGGAGGGGGGCACGAGGGGCAUAUCCUUCAUGUAUGGUGCUGGCCUCAAGAAGACAAGGACGACAUACGAUGGAAUGAUUCACGCUGUUGACUGGAAGCCGACUUUAGUGUCUGCUGCUGGAGGAACUCCAGAAACCACCAUUGAUGGAAUGAGUCAGUGGGAUUCUAUUCGAAACGGCUUCCCGUCCAAAAGAACAGAGUUCAUUUACAACAUUGACGACUUUGAAGUCCCAAUCGAGGGACAUGCUGGAAUAAGAGUAGGCGACUACAAGCUGAUACUGGGGUACCCUGGAGGUCCUGAUGGCUGGCACAGACCCAUGAACACAACCCAGUAUGAACAAUAUGAACAGACAGUUUAUGUCAAAGGAGAUUCUCCAGUCCAUCUCUUCAACAUUCGAGUGGAUCCGACUGAGCACAACGACCUUGCACAGCAGAUGCCGGACAUGGUGGCGAAGUUGCGUUCCCGUUUAGAGGAGUACAGGAAGACGAUGGUGCCAGCCAAUUUCCCCGAUCCGGAUCCAGCAUCUGACCCCCAAAAGUAUGGAGACGUUUGGAGCCCCGGGUGGUGCUAAUCAGAUGUACUUGUGUCAAUACAUCUACAUAUGGAUCA